Messenger RNA from Asparagus officinalis (garden asparagus), 480 nucleotides. RefSeq lists its product as uncharacterized. The transcript has a single exon. Lineage: Eukaryota; Viridiplantae; Streptophyta; Magnoliopsida; Asparagales; Asparagaceae. The coding region runs from base 1 to 480 and encodes 159 amino acids. The record is from RefSeq and is a predicted model, not a curated record.
AUGCCCGGCUUUAUCUCCCCAUAUCGAGGAGUGCGUUAUCAUUUAAACGAGUACAAGGGUAGGCCAAUCAAUAAUAGACAAGAGUUGUUCAAUUUAAGAUACUCAUCUCUAAGGUCUAAAAUUGAAUCAACCUUUGGGGUAUUGAAAAAUCGUUUUAAAAUCCUAUUUGCGAAGCCAUAUUACCCCUUUUCAACUCAAGUUGAUAUAGUUAUCGAAUGUAUUAUACUGCAUAACUACAUCGCCAUAGAAGACCCGGGAGAUGAGUUGUUGCAUGAGGAUAAUUUCAUUGAAGAUGAUGUUGGCGAAAUAGCUAAUGAGGAUGAAGAUGGUGUUGUUGACUUUAGUCAAACUAUGACGCAAAGAGAGGAAAGAGAUUCAAGAAAUGAGUGGAGGUUAAAGAGGGAUCAAAUUACAGUUGAAAUGUGGCAUGAUUAUUAUAAUAAAUAUCAUGGUGGGGACACAACCGAUAUUGGGAUGUAA